Molecule: messenger RNA, 2069 nt
Organism: Theobroma cacao (cacao)
Lineage: Eukaryota; Viridiplantae; Streptophyta; Magnoliopsida; Malvales; Malvaceae
Product: Tetratricopeptide repeat (TPR)-like superfamily protein
Biological process (GO): RNA processing; mitochondrion organization
Cellular component (GO): mitochondrion
Molecular function (GO): protein binding; mRNA binding
Source: RefSeq, a predicted model, not a curated record
AAUUGGGAAAAUUAUCUCCCUCCUGUGUCCUGAGACUAUAUAAAGCACAGAGAGAAGAAAAACGAAUGUGGCGGGCUUAGAAAAGCAAAGAAAGCUUGAUUCAAAGCAAGAGAGCUUUAUUCCACUCUCGAAGUUAAAUGAUCGAAACAUUAUUUUCGUUUUGUACUUCAAAUAUUGGCUUCCCAAGUGGACCAAAGAUUGAAACUUUUGAUGAACAUAGUGAUAAUGAUAAUGACGAUGGUGAAGAUAGUGAGAAUUUUGAUGGCAAUAGUGUAAAUGGAUCAAGUUUAAGCGAUGAGGCUGUUCAGGAUGGGAAGGCAAUUAUGGACAUAAUCCGUGAAACAGGUAGUAAUUAUGUUGAAAUGAAGAAAAAGCUUGAGCACUGUAGAAUAAGGGUUUCCUCUGAGUUGGUGGUGGAGAUUCUCUCUCGAAUUCGGAAUGAUUGGGAAGUGGCUUUUACGUUCUUUUUAUGGGCUGGGAAACAGCCGGGUUAUGCACAUUCGCUGCGUGAAUGCCAUUCAAUGAUUUCUAUUCUAGGGAAGAUGAGGAAGUUUGAUACUGCAUGGGCAUUGAUUGAUGAAAUGAGAGGGGGGCGAGCAGGCCCUUGUCUUGUAACACCGCAGACUCUCUUGAUCAUGAUAAGGCGUUACUGUGCUGUGCACGAUGUGGGGAGGGCUAUAAAUACUUUUUAUGCAUAUAAAAAGUUUAAAUUUGAUGUGGGGAUUGAGGAGUUUCAAAGUCUGUUGUCUGCUCUUUGUCGAUACAAAAAUGUGCAGGAUGCUGAGCAUCUGAUGUUUUGUAACAAGGAUGUCUUCCCAUUUAAUAUUAAGAGUUUUAAUAUUAUACUGAACGGAUGGUGUAAUGCAAUUGGUAGUCCACGUCAGGCAGAGAGGGUUUGGAGGGAGAUGAGCAAGAGAGGUGUUCAACAUGAUGUUGUGUCAUAUGCAAGUGUCAUGUCCUGCUACUCUAAAGCCUGUAAUCUUCACAAGGUACUUAAGCUCUUCAGCCAGAUGAAAAGAAUGGGGAUUGAACCAGAUAGGAAGGUUUACAAUGCAGUCAUCCAUGCUCUUGCAAAGGCUAGGCAUGUAAAAGAGGCUAUCAAUCUUCUGAAAACUAUGGAAGAAAAGGGUAUUGCUCCAAAUGUUGUUACUUAUAAUUCACUGAUCAAGCCUUUAUGCAAAGCCCAGAAGAUAGAUGAGGCUAGACAGGUCUUUGAUGAGAUGUUGCAAAGGGACCUCUCACCUACAAUUCGGACCUACCAUGCUUUCUUUCGUAUUCUAAGAAAUGGGGAAGAAGUGUUUGAGCUCUUGGAGAAGAUGAGAAAAAUGGGCUGUCAACCAACCAAUGAUACUUAUAUCAUGCUGAUAAGAAAGUUUAGUCGAUGGUGCCAGUUUGAUAAUGUCUUCAAGCUGUGGAAUGAGAUGACUGAAGACGGGGUUGGUCAUGACCGUAGCUCAUAUAUUGUGUUGAUUCAUGGGCUAUUUUUAAAUGGAAAGCUGGAUGAAGCAUACAAAUAUUAUACAGAGAUGAAGGACAAGCAGUUAUUGCCAGAACCAAAGAUAGAUGAGAUGCUUCAGGCGUGGGUUUCUGGUAAGCAAUUUGCAGAGCGCCAAAUGGCUGAUCUGAAGAAUAAUCAAUUGCUAGAUAAUCAGUUGGACGAACAGGUCAGAGUUGAGUCGAAGAAAAUUGAUCAGGAGAAAGAUUUUCUCAGGCUACCUGAAACCAGAAGAGUUAUCAGAGAAAGGGGCUUUUCAUUUUGGGAGCAAUCGGUUUCCAUGUAACCAUAAAACUUCACGAUAUGUGCUUUUUGUAUGAGACUUUAGGCUUCAACACUGAGUUUCCUUUGGAUACCAUUCAGUGCUUGACAUUCUCCAUCACCAACAUCAAUUCAGGGUGCCUCAUUGCCUUGCAACUAUUUGAUAAUACUGUCUAAUAUUGUGGUUGAGAACUAUUAUUUUCGAAUCAUGAAUAACUGGCUCUAAACAUGCCCUGAUUCAAAUUAAUUGGGUCUUACCCCAUGAAGGGCAUCUGUUUGUCUACAUCAAAUGCACAUGAUAUGCUUUUGUGGA